Trichoderma aggressivum f. europaeum is the source of this 684-nucleotide messenger RNA. RefSeq lists its product as uncharacterized. NCBI's taxonomy places the organism in Eukaryota, Fungi, Ascomycota, Sordariomycetes, Hypocreales, Hypocreaceae. The coding region runs from base 1 to 684 and encodes 227 amino acids. The transcript has a single exon. The record is from RefSeq and is a predicted model, not a curated record.
AUGGCGACAAACCGUGCUCCUCCCUCCGAGCAGGAGAUGAAAAGCCGCAUCAUCACUCAUAUGAACACGCAGCAUUCCCGCGAACUCUCCCACUACCUCCGCCACUACGCCGGUCUCUCCGCCCGCGCUGCCACGGCCUCGCCCGCCAUUCAGGACAUGAGCCUCGCCGGCAUGACCAUCAAAACCCGCAAUGGCACCUACGACGUUCCGUUCUCUCCUCCUUUGUCAUCCUGGGCCGAAGCCCGCCCUCGUGUCAUCGCCAUGGACGUCACUGCUCGCGAGGCACUCGGCAUCAGCGACAUCUAUCUCACAGAAUGGGCCAGGCCCAGAGGCUUCGACUGGAUCCCUCUCGGCGGCGUCGUCUUUUACUACAUCUGCUACGCUGGCUUGCCAUGGGUUGCCCCGGGGAGCGCCGUGUGGGAAACGCUCAGGGUGGUGUUUCCAGGAGGCCCGGAGUGGUUCUUGUGGAUAGUUAGGUCGAUUUUCUGGAUAGUCUUUGGUAUACACACGGUAGAGGUGUAUUUCCUUGACAAAUGGAAGUUGCAGAAGCACGGCGUUCCGAGGUUCUCUUGGGUGUGGUGGGCGUGGGCCAGCAACAUUUUCUUCGAAGGUGUGACGACGUGGAAGAGGCUAGACUCGAUCAUUGCCGCGAAGAGGGCUCAGAAGGAAGAGAAGAAACACUGA